AUGCAAUGGAGUUCAGCGAGUUCAGCUUAUGUUCCUCCAAGCUUUCAAAUGAAGCGUGUUUCCGAUCAACCGAUCAUCUCUGCAUGGGACAAAAAUUCCGAUUUUUUAUAUAAUUACAAUGUUGCGUUUAUGCCAACAGUGAGCAAUCCAGAUAUUGCCACAUUGCUAGUACGUGUUCAAGAUUUAAACACGAAUCCGGCGACAAUUUACGAUGUUGGACCAAGUAAAAUCGCUGUAAGUCAAAGUACCGAUGGAUCUUAUUUAAAAUACUCACACGUCACUCAAGAUGAUAUUAUUAUUGAUACUGAUAUUCCCGAACGAUCUUUCGGAGCGGAAGAUCCUCGUGUUGUUUUGCACGAAGGGACUUAUUAUCUAUUUUUCACGGCUGUGAGCAAAACAACGGAUGAUCGAUGGCGAGCACAACUCGCAUUAGCAACUUGUUCAGUCAACUGCACGAAGAAGAACAAUUGGAAAAACGUAGGUCCUCUAUUUCCUGAUGUAUUUUGGUGCAAGAGCGGUGGUUUGUUAAUUCAUAACGCUACACAUCGGUAUCUCUUUUUCAAUGAUUCAAACAUUGCUAUUGCUCGAACUACAGAUCUGUUUAAGUAUGAGUUAACAAACGACUUUCUUUUGAGCACAAGAUCGAACUAUUUCGAUUCGGCACUUGUGGAAGCUGGACCUGAACCUUUGAAAUUAAGUGAUAACAAUUACUUAUUUCUCUAUAAUUCCGCGCGAAAAACGAACAUUGCCAAUCCGAAACCAAAUUGGGAUCUGGAAUAUAAUCUAGGUUGGGCGAUAUUGGAUGGAAAUGAUCCAACAAACGUUUUAGCACGAAGUGAUCAACCGUUGUUCUCUCCUGAAUUAGACUGGGAAAAAUGUGAUAACAAAUCCGGCGUAUGGACUGACCGUGGUUUAACACCAUUAGUCAUUUUCGUCGAAGGUUGGAAGAAAACAGCAGAGAACACAUUUUUAGUUUGGUACCAAGGAUGCGAUUCAACGACUGGCUUAGCGGAACUCAAAGUCACCUUUUCACCGGCAUCCGGGGCAACAGUGUUAACACCGAUUUUAAUUUAUUGGGCAAUUUUUCUUUACUUUUUCAUAUUUUAA
Molecule: messenger RNA, 1107 nt
Organism: Adineta ricciae
Lineage: Eukaryota; Metazoa; Rotifera; Eurotatoria; Adinetida; Adinetidae
Source: the annotation of a GenBank genome assembly